GACACCUGCUGAUUCACGUCUCGGAAACAUGAAUGGACAGUCUUUGAUUGGUGGCACUGAUGACGCCCAUCACGGUCCUCUUUGGAUAGACCCUUUUGGGUCAGCGCCAGGAGGCUUCAGACGGCUAAGCUUGGUCCUGGCACACAGGUGGCAAGAACAGGAGCCAGAGGAAGAGGUAGCCAUGGAAGACAGUCCCACCAUGGUUAAAAUAGACCGGGGUGAAAACCAGAUGUUAUCAUGCCAGGGGAGAAGGCGUGGCCUCCAAGUACUUGGCUACGUCACAGGUGAUAUGAAGGAGUUCGCCAACUGGCUUAAAGACAAGCCUGUGGUGCUCCAGUUCAUGGACUGGAUAUUUCGAGGCAUAUCCCAGGUGGUGUUCGUCAGUAACCCCAUCAGUGGAAUCCUGAUUCUGGUGGGACUUCUGGUCCAGAACCCCUGGUGGGCUCUCUGUGGUUGUGUAGGAACUGUGGUCUCCACUCUGACAGCCCUCUUGCUUAGCCAAGACAGAUCAGCAAUAGCAGCUGGGCUCCAGGGUUACAACGCCACCUUGGUAGGAAUACUCAUGGCUGUCUUCUCCGACAAGGGUGACUAUUUCUGGUGGCUGCUAUUCCCUGUAUCUGCUAUGUCUAUGACUUGCCCGGUUUUUUCCAGCGCAUUGAGCUCGCUGCUCAGCAAGUGGGACCUGCCCGUCUUCACUCUCCCUUUCAACAUGGCUUUGUCGCUGUACCUUUCAGCCACAGGACACUACAAUACGUUUUUUCCAAGUAAACUCUUCACACCUAUCAGCGCUGUGCCCAACAUCACGUGGUCUGAGCUCAAUGCCCUUGAGCUGUUGAAGUCCCUUCCCACGGGAGUUGGUCAGAUAUAUGGCUGUGACAACCCAUGGACAGGGGGCAUUUUCCUGUGUGCCAUCCUGCUUUCCUCCCCACUCAUGUGCCUGCACGCUGCUAUUGGAUCACUGUUGGGCGUCAUCGCAGGGCUCAGUCUUGCAGCUCCGUUUGAAGACAUCUACUCUGGGCUCUGGGGUUUCAACAGCUCUCUGGCCUGCAUUGCAAUUGGAGGAAUGUUCAUGGCACUCACCUGGCAGACCCACCUCCUGGCUCUUGCCUGUGCCCUGUUCACUGCCUACUUCGGAGCCUGUAUGACAAACCUGAUGGCUGUGGUUCACCUGCCAGCUUGUACCUGGUCCUUCUGUUUGGCCACACUACUCUUUCUCUUGCUGACCACGAAAAAUCCCAACAUCUACAGGAUGCCCCUGAGCAAAGUUACCUACUCAGAGGAGAACCGCAUCUUCUACCUACAGAACAAGAAAAGGAUAGUUGAAAGCCCUCUGUAAGAGCAAUGCCACCCAACAGCUGUGGUCCUGAGUCAGUUCUAAGUGCAGCUCUAGUUGGCUUUCCAGGUUCUCCGCAAUUGCUUUUCUUCACUGAGAACAACUUCCAUACUCUCAGCAACCCGCUCUCUUGCUUGCUUCGUGUUUUUCUUUUUGACUGUAUAUAAUCAAUCAUAUGAGAGUCCUGUCCAGGUGAUGUUCUCUGAAAAGGAAUUUAAACCCCCGCUGUGCAUUGGGGGUCAGCAGGAGUAUCACUCAGACUGUAAUGUAUUUAUGAAGUCAAAAUGUUUCAACAGAAAGGAGAAAUGGAAGCAGCAACAAUUAUUGUUAUUUAAAGCUAUCUUUGAUGUCAGUAUUAAAACUCAAGCUCUGUAAACCAUGUAAGCCUUUCAGAAUUCACAGGCACAAAAACAAAGCAGCCCAGAGUUGGAAUCAGUGCAAGUUACUCAUAGCAACAGGGUCCAACAUUGCAGUGGGUCAGGUUGACCAAAGCGCUGGUCCCCAGCUCACCAGCAGACUAGUGAUGUCCUCUUAAUGAGAAUGGUUAGCUUUUUUUUUUUCUAAGCUGACUAAGCUGUGGGAAGGACUUUGUUGGUCAAAAUAGUUUUGCAUUGCCACACUCAGAAUUUACAAAAUCUGGUAGAGUUUAUUUAUUCUUUAUGAAAAUAUUAUUUCUCCACUGAUAUAUGUUUGCAGCCAGCCAGUUUUUAGACAUUUAAGUAAAAUGUAUAAAUGCAUAGAAUACUUAGCAUACUUGCUUUUGCUUUAUAUACUUGCUUUAAUGUGUGUGUGUGUGUGUGUGUGUGUGUGUGUGUGUGUGUGUGUGUGUUUUGAGGGAGUGUUUGACAUAGGGCUUUGCUAUGUAGCCCAGGCUAGCCUAGAAUUCAGCAUCUCUGUUUCCAUUCCCUAAGCACCAGAGCUAUGUGUUGGAUUUUUAAGUGCUUCAAAUAUAAGGCAACUUCAACCUCAAUAGCCUUUUGAAGCCACAGUUUAAUGAAUCUGAGGAUAUCAUCUCAACACCAGUGGCUAAGCUGCACUCUCAUGGUCUUUUUGAGAGUUCUUUAAUUUCUUUCUUUCUUUAUUUCUUUCUUUCUUUCUUUCUUCCUUCCUUCCUUCCUUCCUUCCUUCUCCUCCUUCUCCUUUUCUUUCUCCUUCUCCUUCUCCUUCUUCUUCUUUUUUGUUUGUUUCUUUAAUUUCUUUUUUAAGGCAUUAUUUUCUGCACACUAAUGAUCUAGUUAGCAAACUAAUGAUACUGGAACCACCUUACAGAAAUACAGAUAGAGAAUUCUCCCGGUUUUUUUUUUUUUUAUAUAAAUUUUUAAUUUAAAAGUUGUGGUUUCUGUAAAACUUCUAUGACCAAACUUGCUGACGAGGACAGCAAAUAGCUUCACCCACAGCCUGCUGCCUGUCCAGUGAAAUUUAUUAUUGGGGGGGGUUUGAAAAGUGAAAAUUUUAAAUCCUCAAGAUUUCCUUUUUUCUGUCAAGUAUGUUGCUCGUGCCUGAAAUCCUGGCACUAGGGAGAUUGAGGUAGUAGGAGCACAAGUUUAAGAGCAGCCAGCGUGGACUAUACUGAAUGAACCUAUCCCCAAAACCCAACCAAACAAAAACAAACAAUUCCCCACUCUUUCAAUAGUCAGUGUUAACCAGGCAGUAGUGGCGGGAGGCAGGAGGAUUUCUGAGUUUGAGGUCAGCAUGGUCUACAGAGCGAGUUCCAGGACAACCAGGGCUACACAGAGAAACCCUGUCUGGAAAGCUGAAAGCAGAAAGUAGUGCUGAGAAGACAGUCUGCAGCUUGCCGGAUGGCUGAAGUCGACUGUAGAGCAGACGCCUUCGGGAUCCGGCCAUGUUCCCUCUUCUCAGGAGACAGAAAAAGAUCUGUGAUGAUUUAAAGUCUUGUGAUCAGGGCUGGGGCGAUGGCUCAGUGGUUAAGAGCGCUGUCUGCUCUUCCAGAGGUCCUGAGUUCAAUUCCCAGCAACCACAUGGUGGCUCACAACCAUCUGUAAUGGGGUCUGUUACCUUCUUCUGGCAUACAAACAGAACUAUACUAUAAACAUAAUAAAUAAAUCUUAUUUUAAAAAUCUGGUGAUCAAAGCCCUUCAAAGCCACGGAUUUGCAAUUGUCAUGGAUUCCUGAGUUGUCCUAUAAAAAAAUCUGGAUUUCCAGUGUUUGAGCUGAAAUUCACCUGUUUGGAGUUUGGAGUAAACCUUGGGGACAGCAAGAAGUAAGGUGUACGCUAAGACGCCCUCAGAAGUGAAGAGGCUGGAGCCCACUGAAGCAUCUACAGAGCAACUGUGCCUGUCCCUGCACCAAAGCUCCAACUCACCUAAGGCAACGCUGUCUCAGAUCUGCAAACGGGGACAGGCUGAAACCUUCUAUAUUGUUUUAUUUAUGUAAUAUUAGUGUCUUCACGGUAUUUUGUUACUAAGUAUUAUUAUAAAGUUAAGCAAAAACUCUUAGGGGUCAUUUGUACUUUUUCCCCCUAUUGUCUGCAUAACAGAUUCCUGUGUAAACAUAUGAAUAAAUUAUAUUAACAGCUCAG
Molecule: messenger RNA, 3872 nt
Organism: Arvicanthis niloticus (Nile rat)
Lineage: Eukaryota; Metazoa; Chordata; Mammalia; Rodentia; Muridae
Source: RefSeq, a predicted model, not a curated record